Phaethon lepturus (White-tailed tropicbird) is the source of this 1364-nucleotide messenger RNA. It is a transcript of the gene CSNK1E, whose product is annotated as casein kinase 1, epsilon. The transcript is spliced from 10 exons. Gene Ontology annotation, molecular function: ATP binding; protein serine/threonine kinase activity. Gene Ontology annotation, cellular component: cytoplasm; nucleus. Gene Ontology annotation, biological process: peptidyl-serine phosphorylation; signal transduction; endocytosis. The record is from RefSeq and is a predicted model, not a curated record. Bases 16 to 1266 code for a protein of 416 amino acids. NCBI's taxonomy places the organism in Eukaryota, Metazoa, Chordata, Aves, Phaethontiformes, Phaethontidae.
CAGCACGACUGAACCAUGGAGCUUCGAGUGGGGAACAAAUACCGGCUGGGCAGAAAGAUUGGCAGCGGUUCAUUUGGAGACAUUUACCUAGGAGCCAAUAUUGCGACUGGUGAAGAGGUGGCCAUCAAACUGGAAUGUGUCAAAACCAAGCAUCCCCAGCUCCACAUUGAAAGCAAGUUCUACAAGAUGAUGCAGGGAGGAGUGGGUAUCCCCUCCAUUAAGUGGUGUGGAGCAGAGGGGGACUAUAAUGUGAUGGUGAUGGAGCUCUUGGGGCCCAGCCUGGAAGAUCUCUUCAACUUCUGUUCCCGCAAAUUUAGUCUCAAGACAGUUCUGCUCCUGGCAGACCAGAUGAUCAGCCGUAUUGAGUACAUUCAUUCCAAGAACUUCAUCCACCGGGAUGUGAAGCCAGACAACUUCCUUAUGGGCCUCGGUAAAAAAGGCAACCUAGUAUACAUCAUUGAUUUUGGUUUGGCCAAGAAGUACCGAGAUGCCCGGACCCACCAGCACAUCCCUUACCGGGAAAACAAGAAUCUGACUGGCACAGCCCGUUAUGCCUCUAUCAACACCCACCUGGGAAUUGAACAAAGUCGCCGUGAUGACCUGGAGAGCCUGGGCUACGUGCUCAUGUAUUUCAACCUGGGCUCACUGCCCUGGCAGGGCCUCAAGGCUGCCACCAAGCGCCAAAAGUACGAGAGGAUCAGCGAGAAAAAGAUGUCAACGCCCAUUGAGGUGCUCUGCAAAGGGUACCCUUCUGAGUUCUCGACAUACCUCAACUUCUGCCGCUCACUGAGGUUUGAUGAUAAACCAGACUACUCGUACCUGCGGCAGCUCUUCCGUAACCUCUUCCACCGCCAAGGCUUCUCCUACGACUAUGUUUUUGACUGGAACAUGCUUAAAUUUGGAGCAGCUCGGAACCCUGAGGAUAUGGAUCGAGAGCGGCGAGAGCAUGAGCGAGAAGAGAGGAUGGGGCAACUCCGGGGAUCAGCCACGCGAGCACUGCCACCCGGCCCACCUGCUGGAGCCAAUGCCAACCGUCUUUGCAAUGUCACCGAGCCCAUGGCCUCCACCCCCACUUCCCGAAUCCAACAGUCCGGAAACACGUCCCCCAGAGCAAUCUCAAGAGUGGACAGGGAGAGGAAGGUCAGCAUGAGGUUACACCGAGGAGCUCCUGCCAACGUCUCCUCAUCUGACCUCACAGGACGGCAAGAAGUGUCACGGAUUUCAGCAUCACAGACAAGUGGGCCAUUUGAUCACCUUGGGAAGUGAGGAGCAAUUGCCACUGGACCAGUGUUUGCUUAGUGUCUUCACUGUAUUUUUCUUUUAAAAAACAAAAAACCCAAAAAAACAAACAAAAAACUAAAAAA